AUGAUGAGUGGAUCAUCCCCAUCUGCAAUCCCGCCGUCAUUCCUGCGGCCAUGGAAGGAUUCGCUCGCGUCGCACGGCGAUGAACAGCGCGGAGACUUUCCGAAUUACCAUGUCCGCGAUGCCGACUGCCUCCUCACUUCGGCGAGCCCGCGAUCUAUCCGUGCCGGCUCCGGCUUGAGCAUCUUCACCGACGCCCUCCUCCCAGCGAUAUCGACGGCCCGGAGCGAAAUCAUACUAGUCACCUGCUUCUGGGCCGAGUCCCCCACCCUCUCUGCGCUCAAGCGAACCCUCGAGGCUCUUGCGGAGCAGAGGAGGAUAGCCCGAAGUUACCGAGAUGUCCCCAGGGCGAGCGAAGACGUCGGCGAUGAGAGCGAUCCGUCCCCUCUGCUGAGAAUACGGAUAUGCUUCUCAUCGCGCUCCUUAUUCCAGAAGCUAUUUCACACCCCGAGUCGACGAGGCUACACGUAUCCUGCCCGGGCCUGGCCCUCCCUCGGCCUGCCGAGCGAAAGAAUUCUAAAGGAGGCGGGUAUCGAGCUGACGGUGAAGAGCCUCUUCUUCCUCCCCUUCAGCGUCACGCAUCCCAAGUUCCUCAUAAUCGACCGCACACGCGCGUUCAUGCCGAGUUGCAACGUGAGCUGGGAGACGUGGUUCGAGACCUGUGUUGAGUUUGAGGGCCCCGCCGUCUACUCUCUCCUCGAAUUCUACAAUCACGUCUGGGAGUACGGAAGUGAGCCAGCCGCGCUGGAUGAUAUCAAGAGACCCUUGUCGCCUUUUACUCUUGCUGCCGGAGGCCGAGUGAAUGGCGAGCAGCUGCAGCUGCCCAAAGCACCGAGCAGUCUCCAGUUCCGCGGGAACCCUUCUCGCAGCCUAUUCCCACUCUCCGCCCCCGACGACCCCCUCAAUGCAGCCGUCCUUACUCUUAUCGAGAAUGCGCGUUCUCAAAUUGAAAUCACUACACCUAACCUCACCUGUGCCGCCGUCAUUUCACAUCUCUUAUCCGCCCUCUCGAGAGGUGUGCAAGUCACGAUUAGGACAAGCAAGAACAUGAUGCUUAUCGAGCAGCUCGUUACCGCCGGGACCACCACCUCGCUCUCCCUCCGGUCCUUCGUCAAGCAAUACCAGAGGCUUGUCGACGCCCAUGCCGCAGCCUCUGACACCGAGGGCCGCGACCUCGAGACCGGGGUCAAUCAACUCCCGCGACCUGGCGCCCUCAGGAUCUUCUACUACAAGCCUGAUGCUGGCGCCAUUUCUGCCCUUGACGAGAACGAGCCCGUCGUCUCUCACAUCAAGCUUGUGCGCGUGGACAACGAGUUUGUCGUCCUCGGCUCCGGAAACAUGGACCGCGCCAGUUGGUACACGAGCCAGGAGCUAGGCAUCCUCUUCUACGCUCCCCACAUGGAUACCGAGGUGUGGGAUACGCCGUUUAGCACGCGGCUCGAGCCCAUGUUCCCGGCUGCUUGA
Parascedosporium putredinis is the source of this 1461-nucleotide messenger RNA. NCBI's taxonomy places the organism in Eukaryota, Fungi, Ascomycota, Sordariomycetes, Microascales, Microascaceae. The record is from the annotation of a GenBank genome assembly.